GGGUUAGAUUAGAAGUUUUAGAAAGUGUAAAGAUGCGCAGCAAUUGAAAGAAUCCAUGUGCAUGGCACUCUUCUUGAAAGAAUUCAUGUCCAUGCCACUCUUGUUUCUCUAUCCGUUUAAUCAACACAAAGCUGGUUUGCAACUAAUUAACACACAAAGCCUAACUCCACUUUGUCCAGCAAUGAGCUAAGAAGAGAACGCAUUCAGAGUGCUCUGCUCUCUUCUUCUUCUGUAGAAACAUCUUUCUCCAAUCCAAACAUAACAACAAUCUUCGUUUUGUUAUUUAAUUCAUCCUCUCUCUCUCUGUUUCAUUUACUCCUCUGAGAUUCGGAAUUUACUUACAGCCCCUCUUAUUUUGGAAACCUUUCUUCUUCAAUAACCAACCAACCCAACCCUUUGCCUUUCUCAUCACCAACUUCUCUAUUCUCUACUAUUCUUUUUCACUCGGGAAAAAAAAAUGGAUAAUACCAACUUGCCGGUUACUUCUUCCAAAUCUGAGAGGCGAUCGAAAUCCAAGACUCUCCAUACCACCUCCAAUUCCAAACCUUCUCUUCUUAUGGCCUUUCUUUCUUGCCUUGCCUGGCUUUACGUUGCUGGCCGUUUGUGGCAAGAUGCAGAGAACAGAAUGUUGCUGGCCAAUUUGUUGAAGUUGAAUUAUGCUCAGCAGCGACCUAAGGUACUUUCUGUGGAGGACAAAUUAAUGGUCCUUGGAUGCAAGGAAUUACAGAGGAGAAUUGUUGAUAUUGAGAUGGAAUUGACGGUGGCAAAGAGCCAAGGCUAUCUUAAGAAACAGCUGAAGCAAAGUGGGUCUUCUUCUGGCAAAAAGUUGCUCGCUGUCAUUGGAGUUUAUACUAGUUUUGGGGGUCGGCUACAACGCAAUAUCAUCAGAGGUUCUUGGAUGUCAAGAUCUGAUGUUUUAUCAAAACUUGAAGAAAGAGGGAUUCUUGUGCGAUUUGUGAUUGGACGGAGUCCUAAUCGUGGUGACAGCUUGGACCGCAAUAUUGAUGAGGAAAACCUUGCAACAAAGGACUUUUUGAUUCUUGAUCAUCAUGAGGAGGCUCAAGAGGAAUUGCCCAAGAAAACAAAGUUCUUCUUUAGCACCGCAGUCCAGAUGUGGGAUGCAGACUUCUAUAUAAAAGUCGACGACAAUGUUGCUCUGAAUUUUGAUGAUCUGAUUGAACUUCUUGAAAGCCGUCAUGAUAAAGACAGUGCUUAUAUUGGUUGCAUGAAGUCUGGUGAUGUAGUAGUUGAAGAGGGAAGACCAUGGUAUGAGCCAGAAUGGUGGAAAUUUGGUGAUCAGAAAUCGUACUUUCGCCAUGCAGCUGGUUCUAUCUUUAUCCUUUCAAAAAAUUUGGCUCAGUACAUAAACAUUAACGGUGCAUCUUUGAAGGCUUAUGCUCAUGAUGAUAUUUCUGUGGGCUCGUGGAUGAUGGGUCUUCAAGCAACCUACAUAGAUGACAGUCGUCUAUGCUGUAGUUACUCUGGGCAAGACAAGGUUUGUUCCUUGGCUUGAGUCGGAGCAUUUGACAACCAUGGUACUUGGAGCAUGAUAAAACGUGCACAGGCAUUUCCAAAGUUGAGCUUUGUAGAGGUGGUUCAUGGGGGCAUUAGUUAGACGAUUCUUUACAUUGGGAGAUUGGCAGAAGUUCCUAGAAAGCAUCUGCUGCUCAUAGUUUGAGGGGAAAGAUUGCAUCAUAUACCUCAGAUACUUACAAUCUUAUACAGAUGAGUUUAGGUGAAUUAAUAGUUAGUAGUGGGCAUACUGCUGAAUCUUGUUCUUCUUUUUCCGAUGAUACAGGCUUCAUCAUCUUGUAUGAUUUAGUUACACAAUCCAAGUUAAAUGUGCAUCUACUUCAUAGUUUGAAA
Messenger RNA from Sesamum indicum (sesame), 1866 nucleotides. Its product is annotated as hydroxyproline O-galactosyltransferase HPGT3. Lineage: Eukaryota; Viridiplantae; Streptophyta; Magnoliopsida; Lamiales; Pedaliaceae. Gene Ontology annotation, molecular function: galactosyltransferase activity. Gene Ontology annotation, cellular component: Golgi membrane. The record is from RefSeq and is a predicted model, not a curated record.